UGGAUCUGGCAACCCUGGAGUAUCCAGCGGCCCACACGUGUACUCAUCAGGCAGCUCCUUAACACUCCACAACAACAACAUCCAAGCCUCCGCCUCCCUCAUCCACAUCCUCUAACAGACAUUCAGUUCCUCAUCCUCCCACCCAUCCGUUUCCAAGCACAUUGAGUCGGAAAUCAUUAAUUCUGAAUCAUUUUGGAGGAGGAAACCUGUCGGACCGGCACCCGUAGGACGCCUUGCUGCCUCGUCAGGAGCCUCCAAGGGUCACACAGGACACUGCCAGGAGCUGCUGCUCGUCCCUACAGCAGCAACACACACACUACCAUCAAGGAAAGGGAGUGCCUACACGCUGACGUGUAGUGGUUAUAUUGAGAGAGGUUGUGUUGAGGAGCCGUGAUGGGGGAGACAGUGAUGGGCAGCCUGGUGCCCGAGUGGGCACACCUCGACCCCAGCACCCUGGGGGCACCCGUAAAGUCUAUUGAGGACAAAUGGAAAUUGGUGCCAGCUUUUCUGCGUGUAAAAGGUCUAGUCAAGCAACAUAUUGAUUCUUUCAAUUAUUUCAUAAAUGUAGAUAUCAAGAAUAUUGUCAAGGCAAACAGCAGGGUUAUAAGUGAUGUGGAUCCUCUGUUUUAUGUGAAGUUCAUGGAUGUACGUGUUGGUAAGCCAAACAUUGAAGAAGGAAUGAAUAUCAUCAAAGAAACAGCACCUCACGAAUGCCGACUGCGGGACAUAACAUAUUCUGCUCCCAUUAUGGUAGACGUGGAGUACAUGAGGGGAGACCACAGGAUAUUCAGAAGAGAUAUUCCAAUUGGGCGCAUGCCAAUCAUGCUGCGUUCGUCAAACUGUGUGCUGUCAGAUUGUCGCACGCACACUGAGCUGGCUAAGUAUAACGAAUGUCCUCAUGACCCUGGUGGCUACUUCAUCGUUAAAGGGCAGGAAAAAGUAAUCCUCAUCCAAGAGCAGUUGUCGAAGAAUCGUAUGAUUGUUGAAGAAGACAAGAAAGGUGGCCUCACGUGCCAAGUAACCUCGUCUACUCAUGAGAAAAAGUCUCGUACAAAUGUCAUAAUGAAAAAUGGGAAAUACUACCUUAAACACAAUACCUUAACUGAAGAUGUUGCUAUUGGCAUUGUUUUUAAAGCCAUGGGAGUUGCUAGUGACCAGGAAAUUGUUCAAAUGAUUGGAACAGAGGACCGGAUAAUGACCUCUUUUGCUGCAUCGCUUGAGGAAUGUGCAAGAUUAAAUGUAUAUACGCAGAUACAAGCGCUUAAAUUUAUGGGAAACAAAGUACGUCAGAAAAGAUUUUUUGAUCGUGGCCCUAAAAAGUCUUCUGUUGACGAAGCAAGAGAUUUACUCGCUACCACAAUUUUAGCUCAUGUUCCUGUUGAAAAAUUUAACUUUAAAAUGAAAUCAAUAUAUUUGGCUUUGAUGGCCAGGCGUGUGAUUGAGGCUCAAGGGGACACCAGGACUGUUGAUGAUCGUGACUACUAUGGAAAUAAACGAUUAGAGCUAGCAGGAUCACUUAUCUCUCUUCUAUUUGAAGACUUGUUCAAAAAAUUUAAUUCUGAUUUGAAGAAAAAAGCAGAUAUUAUUCUAGGUAAAAAGGGAAAAGUUUCUCAGUUUGAUGCCGUUCAGUACAUGCAAUCUAGCCAAGAUGCUAUAACCAAUGGCCUAGAAGUAGCCAUAUCAACAGGCAACUGGACUAUCAAAAGGUUCAAGAUGGAGAGACAAGGAGUGACUCAGGUACUUGCAAGAUUGUCAUAUAUAUCUGCCUUGGGUAUGAUGACUCGUGUGAAUUCACAGUUUGAGAAAACGCGUAAAGUUAGUGGUCCAAGGUCUCUCCAACCUUCUCAGUGGGGAAUGGUUUGUCCCUCCGACACUCCAGAAGGAGAGUCAUGUGGCCUUGUGAAAAACUUGGCUCUAAUGACACACAUUACUACAGAAGUGGAUCCUGAACCAAUUAUUGAGCUUGCUUUCAACUGUGGUGUUGAGGAUAUUAACCUGCUAUCAGGAGAAGAACUGUCAAAUAGAGAUGUUUUUCUGGUUUUCCAGAAUGGUAAUAUCAUUGGUGUAACAAGAGAUCACAAGAGAGUUGUGAGAGUGUUUCGUGCCAUGCGACGCAACUCUGUUAUUAGUGGGUUCGUGUCAAUUUACACCCAUUAUAAGCAUCGUUGUGUUUAUAUAAGCUCAGAUGGAGGACGGCUUUGCCGGCCUUACAUUAUUGUUGAUAAUCAACGACUUACUGUCACAGAAGAUCACAUUAUGAGACUGACUCGUGGGUUGAUGGCAUUUGAUGAUUUCCUCUAUGAGGGUUUAGUUGAAUAUCUUGAUGUAAAUGAAGAAAAUGAUUCAAGUAUAGCUAUGUAUGAAAAUGAAAUUGGACCCAAAACAACUCACAUGGAAAUUGAGCCAUUUACUAUUUUGGGAGUGUGUGCUGGACUGAUCCCAUAUCCUCACCAUAACCAGAGUCCUCGUAACACCUAUCAGUGUGCUAUGGGUAAACAAGCUAUGGGCACUAUUGGCUACAACCAGAGAAAUCGGAUUGACACCUUAUUAUAUAAUCUUGUUUACCCUCACAAACCUCUUGUGAAAACAAGGCCUAUUGAGCUUAUAAAUUUUGAGCAUCUUCCAGCAGGACAUAAUGCAAUGGUGGCUGUAAUGAGCUAUUCAGGUUAUGACAUUGAAGAUGCCAUUGUUAUUAAUAAGGCAUCGCUUGACCGAGGUUAUGGCCGCUGUAUUGUGUACAGAAAUGCAAAGUGUUCUGUCAAGCGUUAUGCAAACCAAACUUCAGACAGAGUUCAGGGGCCACUGAUGCAAGUUCUUGAGGGAGGUAAACAAAAGCCAAUCUGGAAGCAUGAAACGCUUGACAGUGAUGGCUUAGCAGCUGUUGGAGCAGCUGUUCUUCCCAGACAGGUGCUUAUCAAUAAGCAAAUGCCUACUGUUACACAGUUGUCAUAUACUGAUGAGCAAGCUCCCAGGCAGGUAGAGUUUCGGGAUACACCAGUUGUACACAAGGGACCAGGUUCUAUAUAUGUUGAAAAAGUUAUGUUGUCAGCAGAUCAAGAUGAAUUCAACUUGAUAAAAAUUCUCCUUAGACAAACUCGUCGACCAGAGAUUGGGGACAAGUUUUCAUCUCGGCAUGGCCAGAAGGGCGUGACGGGUCUUAUAGUACAGCAAGAAGACCUUCCUUUCUCUGAUCAAGGACUUUACCCAGAUAUGAUUAUGAACCCUCAUGGGUUCCCAUCUAGAAUGACUGUGGGAAAACUAAUGGAACUUUUGGGUAGUAAAGCAGCUGCUCUUGAAGGAAAGUUCAAUUAUGGAACAGCAUUUGGUGGAACACCAGUAAAGGAAAUUAUGGAAGAGCUAGUCAGACACGGAUACAAUUAUCAAGGCAAGGAUAUUCUGUACAGUGGCACCAGUGGUGAAGCUUUGACUGGCUACAUCUUCUUUGGUCCAGUGUACUAUCAGAAACUGAAGCACAUGGUCAUGGACAAAAUGCAUGCCCGUUCCAGAGGCCCUCGUGCUGUGUUGACACGACAGCCCACUGAGGGACGUGCUCGCGAUGGAGGCCUGAGGUUGGGGGAGAUGGAGCGAGAUUGCUUGAUUGGCCAUGGUGCUAGCAUGCUGCUGCUGGAACGCUUGAUGAUCUCGUCUGAUGCGUUUGACAUAGAUGUGUGCAACUCUUGUGGCCUGUUGGGAUACUCGGGCUGGUGUCAUUAUUGUCGCUCCUCGGCAAAUGUCUCUUCUAUUCGUAUCCCGUAUGCUUGUAAACUUUUAUUUCAAGAAUUACAGUCAAUGAACAUAGUGCCUCGAUUAAGACUGGAGAAUUAUUGCACUUGAGAAGCACACCGAUAUUUUGUUAUAUUUUAGUCCUUAUAGUGUGGCCAUCGGAAAGUAGUGUCUUAAUGAGUAAACAAUUAUUUGUUUACACAUUGAUGUGUAGAUUAUUAUUUUUACUCACUUUAUCUUAUGAAAUGGUAAAUCUGUAUGCUAAAGUAUGAAUUUCAAAAAAUAAUCCAAGCAUAGAAGACUUAUAUGUUGGUGAUUGAUUGAUUGAUGAAGAUUAAGUCACCCAAAAGGUGGCACGGGCAUGAAUAGCUCGUAAGUAGUGGCCCUUUUGAGCCAUCACCAGUAUCAAUAGAUGAUACUGGAGAUCUGUGGAGGU
Messenger RNA from Procambarus clarkii (red swamp crayfish), 4159 nucleotides. It is a transcript of the gene Polr3B, whose product is annotated as RNA polymerase III subunit RpIII128. Gene Ontology annotation, biological process: DNA-templated transcription. NCBI's taxonomy places the organism in Eukaryota, Metazoa, Arthropoda, Malacostraca, Decapoda, Cambaridae. The record is from RefSeq and is a predicted model, not a curated record. Gene Ontology annotation, cellular component: RNA polymerase III complex. Gene Ontology annotation, molecular function: ribonucleoside binding; DNA binding.